Molecule: messenger RNA, 1397 nt
Organism: Caretta caretta (loggerhead turtle)
Lineage: Eukaryota; Metazoa; Chordata; Testudines; Cheloniidae
Gene: CYREN
Product: cell cycle regulator of NHEJ
Biological process (GO): negative regulation of double-strand break repair via nonhomologous end joining; double-strand break repair via nonhomologous end joining
Cellular component (GO): nucleus; cytoplasm
Source: RefSeq, a predicted model, not a curated record
CGAGUCCGGAGACGUGCCGGGGAUGUGUUGUGUCAGUUCCUGCAGGGAGCCGCUUGUCUCCCAGCACCAGAGCUGUGGGGGCAAAAGGGACGGGGCAAGGCAGCCUGUCUGGUGAUGCCCAUUUGCCAGCCCCCCGAGUCUCUCUCUCUCUGAUGCUGGUGGGUUUUGCUGGGUGUUUUCCGCAGUGAGACGUUUCCGGGCGCAGUCCGCUCCUCGCAGCUCUUCGUCCGGGCCGCGUUACGGAAAGGUCGCUCCUUACCUGGCUCCGCGAGGCUAGAGCUGAGCUCGGGCCGGUCUGGUUCCUUUUUUUAAAUGCAAAGAGAUGGAAAGUGCUGUGUGGAAGGCAAAGAAGAGGGUCCUCCCACCAUGGAUGGCCGUGCGGGAGGUGGAGCCAAGAAAGACUAGGUCAGCAGUGAGACUCAAGAGGGCGAAGAAGCCAGCUGUGGCAAGGACCGUGACUGUCUAUUGUAUGAACGAAGCGGAGCUGGUGGAUGUAGCAUUGGGGGUCCUGGCUGAGAACUGUAAAUACAAGGAAAUGGAGGGGAGCAUUCCAUCUGAAACCGAAGGGGAGCAGGAAGGCCAGCAAACGCCGACGGAGCCUCAGUGGAGUCCAGCAAGCAGUGGCGGGGCCAGCAUGCCCAGGCCAGGCCCCGAGUCCCAUGCACAGCCAGAUGCUUUGGGAUGUGCUAGCAGGACAGACAUGGAGGACGACAAAGAUGAUGCUUUGAAAUAUGUCAGGGAGAUAUUUUUUAGCUAACAUCUCACGGGGGUUUUUUAAGCAGAGCAAAAAUAAUGCCAAGGGAGCCAUAGUCAGAGGGUGGGGCAGACCCAGGGGCAGGCUCCAGUGGGUGGGGAUACGGCAGUGUGGGGCUGUACGGGUUCCCCCAAUGCCCUCCCAAUUCAAAGGGAGCCCGGAGCAGUGGUGUGGAUGGGGCCCCAGGAGAAGGGAGCAGGAGAGAAUGUCUGAGAGGAGCUCGCCCUCGGUCUGCCCUGAGCUGCAUGGCCAGUGUCUGGUUCAAGUACAGCCCUUGCCCAGCGUGUCUGAGCCUUGGGACAGUCCCUCACCUUCCCCAACACUCCCCCCUUCAUAGCCUCUUCCUUGUGAGCCACGGGUCCCCUCCUCCCUGGGCCAGCUCCCCAGCUGAUCCUAAGUGGCCUCCUGAUUGUCAGUCUCUGCCCAGAAGUCAUGGAGAUUGAACUCACCCUUCCAGCUCUGGGGUGGGGCUCUGCAGGACAGGGCAGGCACAUGGAGGUGGGGGGGCCGGACCUGCUGUGCAGCAUCCCUUGAUCUGUGAAUAAACAGUUUGUUCUGAAGGGCUGUCACUGGGGCACCUUUUAUCAGUAUUGUAUUAAAUUUGAAAGGUUAUUAAAAUAUUAAAUGUCUCUUUUAAAAACAA